Molecule: messenger RNA, 1696 nt
Organism: Cladocopium goreaui
Lineage: Eukaryota; Dinophyceae; Suessiales; Symbiodiniaceae
Source: the annotation of a GenBank genome assembly
UUGGCUCAUUUUUGCCGUUGCAAUGUCCAUUUUGAAGCUUUCCUUGGAGGAGCUGGUCACUGCCUUGGCCAAGGGUCACCUAACUUCCAGUGAGGUGCUGAAGGCGUACCGUGCGCGUGCGGAGCUGAUUCACCACGCCUGCAAUGCUGUGGCCUGUUGGAUCCCGGAGGCUGAACAAGGGGCCCGGGAGGCGGACGAACAUCUGCAACGCACCGGGCAGGUCUUGGGACCCCUACAUGGGGUGCCAUUCACCGUGAAGGAUCAUGUCAUGGUGAAACAGACUCCCAUUACCAUGGGGAUGAAAAAGUUGCAGAACUCUGGGAAGACCAGUCGCAGAGAUGAGCAUUUGGUGACGGUUUUUCGGUCCUUAGGUGCCAUUCCAUUUGCCAAAAGCACGAUGUCUCAGUUGGGAAUGACCAUUGGAGGAGGCAGUCCAGCCCAUGGUGACACCCUCAACCCCUGGGACACCCGGCGCAGCUCGGGUGGAAGCAGCGCAGGCGAGGGUGCCCUGAUCGGCGGUGGGGCAGCCCCCUUUGGCAUCGGCAGCGAUGUGGGGGGCUCCGUCCGGGUGCCGGCCGCGUUCUGUGGCAUCUCCUCGUUGAAACCCACCUGUGGGCGGAUCUCCAUGAUGCUGUCGCGGCCGGGAGAAUAUUUUGUGCCCGCAACUGCUGGGGUCAUGGCCAGAACAGCUGCGGAUUUGUCUCUGGUGUACUCACACCUGUUGGCCAAAGGUCUUAAUGAUGGACUGCCGAGGCUGCCGCCAAUACCUUUCAAUCAGCCUGAGUUCUCUUCUAAGCGGCCGCUGCGAAUUGGCUACUACGUGGAAGAGUACACCUUCCCCAAGCCUUGUGCAGCAGUGUGUCGGGCCAUGGAAGAGGCUUGCUCAGCACUGAAAGCGCUGGGGCAUGAGCUGAUAGAGUUCAAACCACACACUGAUGGGGUGCUUCCCAAAGAGAUGGUCUGGGAUCUUGAUGCUUCCUUUUACGUUUCAUCCAGACCUUACAAGGAGGUAGUCAAGGAAUUGAAGUCAGAGAAGAGUGCUCAGACAGCAGAAGAAAUCAAAUCCCAUGUGAUCGGUGUAGAUUCCGAAGAAGCGCAUCCUGAUUUGAUUGGAAUGUUCAGCUCUCAUGAGCCAUAUGCAUCCAGGAAUGUGCAGCAUGCUGGGUCACUGGGUGGUAGCAGCAUUGGCCAUGAACAGAUAUAUGCCAGCCGUGACAAAAUGAGAGAGAGGUUUUACAAGGCCUGGCAGGCUUCAGAGUUGGACGUCUUGCUUUGCCCUGCUUUUGCCACACCUGCUCUGCACGUUGAAGAGGUUCCAUAUUCUGCCAGCAACGUGAUCACAACCCGGGUGUACAAUUUGCUUGACAUGCCUGCGGGUGUUGUCACUGUCACCUCAGUGAACCAUAGUGAUUUGUCUCAAGGAUAUGACCCGGGCACAACAAAUCCCGAUGUGACCCGAAUGGCGAUGAGGGCAGUGGAGGACUCUUUGGGUCUUCCAGUGGCCGUGCAACUAGUGACUCUUCCAUGGAAGGAAGAGCUAUGCCUGCGAGCUAUGACAGAACUGGAGAAGGCGGUGGCUUGUGACCAGAACCACAGCCACCAUCUCCUCCAACCUGAAGCGCGGCGAAGUCCAAGUUUGGGAGCAGCACCUAUUCCUCUGGGAGCCCGCUUGUAAGGCUAAAAUGUUGGCAGAAAA